CGCCGGGGCGGGGCGGGCACGGGGAGGCGGCUCCGCCCCGGAAGCGAGCGCGGCCGCGGGGCAUUGUGGGGCGGCGCCGGGCCGGGCAGGAUAAAAGCCAAAAUGGCCUCGGGUGCGGUGGCCAACGCCCCUCCUGCAGGAGGGGCAACUGAUGUGAGCCUGGAGGAACCAAAGAAGAUGACGAGGGAAGAUUGGAGGAAAAAGAAAGAAUUAGAAGAACAGAGAAAACUAGGGAAUGCCCCUGCUGAAGUGGACGAAGAAGGAAAAGAUAUCAACCCCCAUAUUCCUCAGUACAUCUCCUCAGUGCCGUGGUACAUAGAUCCUUCCAAGAGACCCACACUAAAGCAUCAGAGGCCUCAGCCGGAGAAGCAGAAGCAGUACAACUCCUCUGGAGACUGGUACAAACGAGGCGUGCAGGAGCACGCCGUGGCCACGCGGUACCGCAAAGGAGCCUGCGAGAACUGCGGGGCGCUGACCCACAAGAAGAAGGACUGCAUGGAGAGACCCAGAAAAGUUGGAGCAAAAUACACAGGCAUGAACAUUGCCCCAGAUGAGCACGUGCAGCCUCAGCUGAUGUUUGACUACGACGGGAAGCGAGACCGGUGGAAUGGUUAUAACCCAGAGGAGCACAUGAAAAUUGUAGAGGAGUACUCCAAGGUUGACUUGGCCAAACGUACACUGAAAGCCCAAAAGCUUCAGGAGGAGUUGGCAUCAGGGAAGCUGGAGCAAGUGAACUCCCCAAGACACCAGUGGGGAGAAGAGGAAUCAAAUUCACAGACAGAAAGAGAUCAUAACAGUGAAGAUGAAGAUGAAGACAAAUAUGCAGAUGACAUUGAUAUGCCUGGGCAGAACUUUGACUCGAAAAGACGCAUCACAGUCCGAAAUCUACGGAUCCGGGAAGACAUUGCCAAAUACUUGAGGAAUCUAGAUCCAAACUCUGCUUAUUAUGAUCCCAAAACAAGAGCAAUGAGGGAGAACCCUUAUGCCAACACAGGCAAGAAUCCAGAUGAAGUUGGCUAUGCAGGUGACAACUUUGUUCGCUACACAGGAGAUACAAUUUCAAUGGCACAGACCCAGCUGUUUGCCUGGGAGGCUUACGACAAGGGCUCUGAAGUUCAUCUGCAAGCAGACCCCACCAAAUUAGAACUCCUCUAUAAAUCUUUCAAAGUGAAAAAAGAAGAUUUCAAGGCACAGCAGAAAGAAAGCAUCCUAGAGAAGUAUGGAGGACAAGAACAUUUAGAUGCCCCCCCAGCUGAACUGCUGUUAGCUCAAACAGAAGAUUAUGUGGAGUAUUCUAGGCAUGGAACAGUCAUCAAAGGACAGGAGAAAGCUAUUGCUUGUUCUAAGUAUGAAGAGGAUGUGAAGAUCAACAACCAUACAUGCAUUUGGGGUUCAUACUGGAAAGAGGGAAAGUGGGGUUACAAGUGCUGUCAUUCCUUUGUCAAGUACUCCUACUGUACAGGAGAAGCUGGGAAGGAAAUUGCUAAUGCAGAGGCAAGUUUAAUGGAGGAGCAGCCUCAAGAGGAAGAACACAUGACAAAACCCAAAACGCUCAUGGAGAUCCACCAAGAGAAACAGAAAGAGAAGAAAAAGAAGAAGCACAAGAAGAGCUCGAAUUCUGACAGUGAGGGUGAAGAGAAAAAGAAGCAAGAAAAACUAAAAAAGGCUCUGAAUGCUGAAGAGGCUCGACUUCUCCACAUCAAAGAAAUCAUGCAGCUAGAUGAGAGGAAGAGACCAUACAACAGCCAGUAUGAAGCCAGGGAGCCAACAGAAGAGGAGAUGGAGGCUUACAGAAUGAAAAGGCAGAGACCUGAUGACCCCAUGGCCUCUUUCCUUGGGCAGUAGUCUCAGGAGGCAUCAUUCCAGUACAUUAGACUUUUCCCACAGUUGUUUACAACUCUCUAGACACUCGAUUCCCUUGCACAUGUCUAAAAUGGCAGAAGCCUUUCUGUGCUCUGAAGAAAUUUGUGAAAGCUUCUUUCAGCAGACAUGAGCAGUCUAGUACUUACUGGAAUUUUGUAAAUGAGUGUGCAUGUAUACAAAUACAGGCACAUAUACACACACACAUGUGUAAUAUAUGCAUAGAUAAAAUACAUAAACCUGCCCUGUAAGAUCUUGAAGGAGAUCUGACUGAAAUCCUAAGUUUAUUUGGCCAACUAGUAUGUAUAGAUAUACAUAUUUGGCUAACUAAUACAUAAAGUUGUGAUACUGACUAGUCAGAAGAAAUGGUCAGCAGGUGUCAAUAUAGAACAAAAAUUGUUGAGAAAAAUUGACACAACUACUACUAGAGCUUCUUACUUGUAAAUCCUGUAUCAUGACUGGAAAAGAAUACAUAGGUUUUCAAUUACUUUGCAGCAAGUACUUUGGAAAUGUAAAAGUUAAUUGCUUUAUUCUGGUUAAAUCAAUAUAAAGAUCUUAAGUGCUGUCUAGCCUUUUAAAUGAAAGGGUUAGGUGAAGCUGACUGUAGUAGUUUUUAAAUUCCAGUUGUUUAUUCAAAUACAUUUCCACAGAAAUUUCAGUUGUAAAGAUCUGAGUUCUUGGGUUUCCUUUUGAUAACAGUGUCCUGUUACAUGGUGUGACACCAAGUGUCAGGCUCUAAUCCCAUGUGAGAACCUGAAGCAGCAUCUGCUUUGGUUUGGCAAUGUUAGUCCUUAAACUGGGAGUUUUCCCCUUUGAACUAAUUUAAAGUUGAAGAACUGGGUGAAAAACUGCACAGCAUGACUUUAGAGUUGGAAGGCUUGGGAAUUACUUCUGUUGAGGCUUAAACUGUUUUUUCCAAGAAAAAACUGCUCUUUUGCACAAAUAAUUACAUACAACACAUACCUGUGACUGUCUGUGUGAUUUCACAGACACCGAGGACUGAAUGUUUUGAUUUGGCACAUGUAGCUAAUGAUAGCAAUUCUGCACUGGUUUGCAAUUUGUUCUGUAUUAAUAUGAUAAGUUGUUGUCAUCUUAUUGCAGAAGUUCCAUACUGUUGUCUCCUUAUUGCAAAAGUUUCAGACCUUCUUGCUGUUUUCUCAUGGGCAGCUCUGCAGAGCACUGACUCCAGUUCCCUUCUCACCCAGCCAACCUGCUCUUUUGUAGCUCUCUUCUUCUCCCUGGUCACAUCUGUGGCCUGUUAAAGUCAGGCCUGUUCCUAGUCUUUAGUAAUUGACCCAGCUGUGACUCCUUAGGGGUGAGAUUACUUUCUACUCUGUCUGUAUUUUCUUAUAUGCUAUCCCCCCGCAAUAUGUGAUGCUCUGAUUGGUGAUCAGAAUUUUGAGUAUUUACUGUGUGUCUGAUCCUUUGCCACUUGAGGUUGUGCCAGUGUGCCCUGCAACUGCUGUUGGCUUGGUCAGUGCCAAGUUCAGUUUUAGGGAAGAGGAGCUGUCAGCAGGGCUCCUUGAGCUAUUUACAUACCUUUCUCAAAGCUGCAGUUAAAUUUUUUUUAGAUUAAAGUCUGAAAGACUUUAUAAAGGAGGUAAUUCAGAAAUAACACAGGAAACAACACAAAGGAAAUGUCAAGGCUAAUUUUGUGGAUUCACUGCACGGAAACUUUAAUACAUCGAGUCUUGACUGAAUUUAUGUGAAGUCAUUGGUUAUGGAUUAAAAUUCAGUCCAAAUUUAGGAUACUUAGAUUUCACCAGUGAGUCAAUCCCAAGCACUUGGGGCAAUAGUUGAUCCUUGCCACAUCUUUUACUGUAAAGGAAGAGAGCUCCUUUAAAGGGUUGUCAGGUUAUUUAUUUUAACCUUGAGAGGACAGUGUGUUACCCUGAGACUUGUUCUUAAACAGCUGCAACACUUAUCUGAUGAUUUAAAAAAACCUCAUGCAUGCAUUUCCAGCUGGAAUACUCCAGUCAGAUGGAUAAACAUUUGUCAGAAUAAAUGGCAGGAAAUGUGAAGCAAUGCUGAUCCACUCAGAACCUUCCAGGAAUAAACAGACCUGUCUGGUUUUCAUCACGAAUAUGAAACAGAAUUUCUCCUCUUUGGGAGUUUAUUCUGGGUGCAGCAUUUCAUGCAUAGAACUGUGUAAGAUUAUUUCUUGGAUCAUGAGGUUUUUUGUACUUGCCCCAGUUACUAUACAGGCUUUUCCAAGAACGUGAAAGGAGUAUGGUCAGAAUUUAAAGAUAGCAUUUUGCUCUUCACCUGCCCAGGAGUAAUUAUGCAUUGGGCUGUCCACUGAACGUAAUAAAAGCAGUAAAAUAAAGCAGUCCUGCUUUGAAGCAAAUGUUUCAUGCUAAUAAUUUUUAUGAUAAUCAACAUAAAUCAGCAAGGGGUUUUUAUGUGGAAAAAAGUUUCUAAUAUAAAAUGAUAAAUACUUACUUUUAGAUCGUCAACAACCUUUCCAUGGGUUGGGAAACAAAUAAAAAUACUUUUUUUUGAGGUGA
Messenger RNA from Motacilla alba alba, 4367 nucleotides. RefSeq names its product SLU7 homolog, splicing factor (gene SLU7). Lineage: Eukaryota; Metazoa; Chordata; Aves; Passeriformes; Motacillidae. The record is from RefSeq and is a predicted model, not a curated record. Gene Ontology annotation, molecular function: pre-mRNA 3'-splice site binding. Bases 103 to 1845 code for a protein of 580 amino acids. Gene Ontology annotation, biological process: mRNA splicing, via spliceosome. The transcript is spliced from 16 exons. Gene Ontology annotation, cellular component: spliceosomal complex.